Trachymyrmex septentrionalis is the source of this 1943-nucleotide messenger RNA. It is a transcript of the gene Notum, whose product is annotated as palmitoleoyl-protein carboxylesterase NOTUM. Gene Ontology annotation, molecular function: hydrolase activity. The record is from RefSeq and is a predicted model, not a curated record. NCBI's taxonomy places the organism in Eukaryota, Metazoa, Arthropoda, Insecta, Hymenoptera, Formicidae. The transcript is spliced from 8 exons. The coding region runs from base 96 to 1943 and encodes 615 amino acids.
UGAUAUAUGAACUGCGAUGAUUACGUGUGAAUAAAGAUACGAAGAUUUAUCACGUGAACAGUACUUGUACUAUUAACAUACGAGGGUGUAUCAAGAUGAAGGCAGCGUUGCAGAUUACGCUAUAUUUAGCGGCAUCGAUUCUGACAAUAAUCGCCGAGGACAAACCGACAAAUACAGUCUCUGUUUCCUCGGUUUCCUUGGAUUCACCCGUGGAGUAUCAAAGCAACACAAUCAGGAAGGUGAUGAGCUACUUGGGAAAAUACGGGCUAGAUGAUCAAAGAGCCCUGAAGAGAGUGUAUCUAAGCAACAGGUCGAUCACUUGCAACGAUGGAUCGCAAGCAGGUUUCUACCUACGAAAGUCUCAUGGCUCCAGGCGGUGGAUCAUGUACCUGGAGGGCGGCUGGUAUUGCUACGACCACAAGAGCUGUAGAACCAGGUGGAUGCGGAUGCGGCAUCUGAUGACGUCAACCCAGUGGCCCGAGACACGCGACGUGGGCGGGAUGCUUUCACCAAAUCCCGAUGAGAAUCCAUUCUUUUGGGGCACGAAUCACGUUUUCGUUCCAUAUUGCACGAGCGAUAGCUGGAGCGGCACUAGAGUCUUCAGGUCGCCGAAUGAUAUGUUUUCCUUCAUGGGGGCAGAGAUCGUAGUCCAGGUUAUCCGAGACUUGGUUCCCCUUGGCCUCGAAAACGCGAGCGCCUUUCUUUUGGCUGGUAGCAGCGCAGGCGGCACCGGCGUUAUGCUGAAUUUGAAUCGCAUUCACAAUCUGAUACAUCAUGAAUUGGGCUUGAGACACGUUGCUAUACGUGGUGUGUCGGAUUCCGGAUGGUUUCUCGAUAGAGCGCCUUACUCUCCAAAUGGCUUGUCGCCGAUCGAUGCGAUACAAAAAGGGAUGGAAUUGUGGAACUCUCAGAUGCCUCGUAAUUGUGUAAUUAGAUAUCCUAACGAGCCAUGGAAAUGCUUUUUUGGAUAUCGACUUUAUCCAACAUUGUCUGCACCGUUGUUUGUCUUCCAAUGGAUAUUUGAUGAGGCCCAAAUGAAAGCUUACAACGUCGCUGCACCAGUUACAAGGCAGCAAUGGGACUACAUACAUAAAAUGGGUGACAGUCUGCGGCAGACAUUUGAAAAUGUUACUGCGGUCUUUGCUCCGAGUUGCAUUAGUCACAGCGUCUUGACGAAAAGAGAUUGGAAGAUGGUCAAAAUAGAUGAAGUUUCCUUUGCACAAGCGCUGUUUUGUUGGGAUCAAAUGCCGAUCGGAAAUUAUCGUAACAACCAACACAACAAUACUCACUCGCAAAUCGAGACCAAUCAACCGUGCGGGAAGUCACUGAAAAAGCUAUUGCGUUCUGGUAUCAGAAAGGGAAAUGGUACCUCGAUCGAAGGUGGAAAAAGCAGAGUUGGAUCCUCUACGGAAACACAAAAAGCUCGAUUGUCUGCCAUUGGUAAAAUGCAGGAAAGAAAGCCAGUCUCCGGUUCGGUUCAAGAGCAGGAAAAUAAGAAGAGACGAAAGAGAAAACAUAAAAGCAGAAGGAGAGAGAGGAAGGAAAGAGAAAGAAGUAAAGAAGAGAGAUUGAAGAAAGAGAAACAUCAGCGAAGAAAGAACACUGGUCGUCGCAAAGGCGGUAAACAAGUAAACGGCAAUAAUCAUACGGCUAUAUUUAACGGCAUCAGGCCGCAACGAUCGGUAAUAGCGUCAUUUAAACGGAAGUGCGUUAAAAACUGUCAUUUCCGUAUGAUCGAGCGCUGCACUUGGCCACAAUGUAACCAUAGCUGCCCCAAGCUGCAUAAUCCCUUUACGGGCGAGGAAAUGGACUUUAUCGAACUGCUCAAGAGCUUUGGUCUAGACAUGAAAAGUGUCGCGAAUGCCCUCGGCAUCGAUAUACAUACGUUGAAUAGUAUGGAUCACAAUGAAUUGCUGAAUCUUCUGACACAACGCGCGAAUUAG